Molecule: messenger RNA, 2121 nt
Organism: Mangifera indica (mango)
Lineage: Eukaryota; Viridiplantae; Streptophyta; Magnoliopsida; Sapindales; Anacardiaceae
Product: protein IQ-DOMAIN 13-like
Exons: 6
Coding region: 389-1993 (534 amino acids)
Molecular function (GO): protein binding
Source: RefSeq, a predicted model, not a curated record
CAGAGAAAGAGAAGGAAAAAGGAAAAUGUUGGAAGUAAAUUGGUACAAGUAAGAAGCAAAAUCAGAAUCAGAGGCCAAUUCAAAGUAAAACAGAAGCAAAGAAACCAUUAACAUAACAUAAACUCUUUGUUAUGUGAAAGCCUUUAGCAUACAAAGUCAUAAAAUUGUCAAAACCAUGUUGUUUUGCAAAGAAGAGGGAGGUGGAGGCUAAAGCAAAGAAACAAAGAAGCACAGAGAAAAGAGAGAAAGAAAGAAAGAGUCUUCUUUAGUUGGCUGGCUGCAGCCUUGCUUUUUUUUCUUUCUGGGAAUUUCAGCUUUUUGAAGGCUCUUGUUUUGCAGAAUUGGAAAUUUUUUAGUUUCAUGAGAUCGAAAGAGUAAUGCUGGAAAUAUGGGAAAGAAGGGGAGUUGGUUUUCCGCAAUCAAGAGGGUCUUUAUACCCCACUCCAAGGAGAAACUAGCCAAUGAAUCAGACAAGAAAAGUACAAAAGAAAAGAAAAAGAAGGGACUAGCGAAACUAAGGCAUGGCGAAACCAAUUCUUUCAUUCCUCUAUUCAGAGAACCGAGCAGUAUUGAGAAAAUUUUGGGGGAUGCUGAAAGAGAGCAUAGUUUAGUAUUUAGGCCUCCAACCCCACCUGAGCAACCUAGAACACCGCCUUUUGUGCCUGCAAGAGUUGCUUCUCCGAGGGUUCCUUCUCAAAGGAUUUCAUCUCCAAGGGUCACGUCUUCAAGAGUUGCUUCUCCAAGGGCUGCCUCUCCAAGGGCUGCUUCUCCAAGGAAUGCCUCGCCAAGAGCUUCUUCACCUAGAAUUGUUCAUCAGCAUAGGGAAAGACCGGAACCAACUCUAAGAUACCGUCAUGCUUGUGCUACUAAGAUUCAAGCAGCCUAUAGAGGUUAUAUGGCUAGAAGAAGCUUUAGAGCUCUGAAGGGUCUAGUGAGGCUUCAGGGAGUAGUGAGAGGACAGAAUGUGAGGCGCCAAACAGUGAAUGCCAUGAAAUAUAUGCAGCUUCUGGUGAGGGUUCAAUCUCAGAUUCAGUCAGGGAGAAUCCAGAUGCUAGAAAACCAGGCACGACGUCAAGCUCAAUACAGGAAUGAUAAAGAAACAGAAAGUACCUUGGGGAAAUGGACCUUUGGCCAGGCAUCUGAGGCAGGAAAUGAAGACUGGGAUGCUAGUGUGCUGACCAAAGAAGAAAUGGAAGCAAGGAUGCAGAAGAAGGUGGAGGCAGUCAUCAAAAGAGAAAGAGCCAUGUCCUAUGCAUAUUCCCACCAGUUGUGGAAAACCCCUCCUAAAUCAGCUCAAACAUCUGCCGGGGCGUUCCCGUGGUGGUGGAAUUGGUUAGAACGUCAGCUGCCUCCAGCUAACCCAUUGGAAAGUCAAACUAUGAAGAGUUUUCAACUCACACCACCAAGGCCAAUGACUGAUCAGCACCUAAAACCAAGCCCUCAGCCACAAUCAAGCAGUCACAACCGAUAUAGUUUUGGGUUCGACAUGGAUACUCCCACGCCAAAAUCAACGAAAUCAACCAUACUCCCUGCCACAAGAUACGCACGAAGUCCGGCUUUAGGUAAGGCCCCUCAAGGCAGCCCCAGCUUGUCAAAAUAUUCAAGAGCAAGAGCUAGUGGAGCCGCUUCUCCUUUUGACUUGCCAUUAAAAGAUGACGAUAGUCUCACAAGCUGCCCGCCCUUUUCGGUUCCAAACUACAUGACUCCUACAGUUUCGGCAAAAGCAAAAGCAAGAGCUAACAGCAAUCCAAAGGAGAGGCUUCCAGGGACUCCAAGCAGUGAAUCACAAAGAAGGCUUUCGUUUCCUUUGACGCCUAACAUUGGAUCAUUCAAGUGGAAGAAAGGUUUCUCCUUCUCUAAUAGCAAGGAGUCUAGCUCUCAGAGGGCCUUAGAUAAGAAUCAGUCAAUGCAAUCUUUAGGGAAUUUGAGUGUGGAUUCAACCGUUUCGAUGCCUGCAACGGUCGGGAGGAAGCCGUUUAACCGAUUUGUGUGAUGAUUUGUUUGUCAUUUUUUUUUCUUUUAACUUCAUGGUGUUCAUUUGAUUGAGUGUAUGUGAUAUGUUGAGUUACAAAGAUUACCAAUGUAAGAUAAUAAGAUUAAAAAUUAAAAGAAACUUUAGGA